Molecule: messenger RNA, 3842 nt
Organism: Rhododendron vialii
Lineage: Eukaryota; Viridiplantae; Streptophyta; Magnoliopsida; Ericales; Ericaceae
Product: disease resistance protein RPV1-like
Exons: 5
Coding region: 11-3805 (1264 amino acids)
Biological process (GO): signal transduction; defense response
Molecular function (GO): ADP binding; protein binding
Source: RefSeq, a predicted model, not a curated record
UAUUAUUCUAAUGUCUGAGGUGUGUAAAAGUAGCUUAGCUAGCAGUAACAGAGCGAGCCCUUCGAACAGAUUUUCUGUGAGCAAUAAGACUCCUUUAGUAGUCUCUUCUUCUUGGGGUUUGUUACGUUCAAUGUCUGCUGUGACAUCCCAAGAAGCCUCUUCUUGGGCUUCUCCAUGUAGUUAUCAUGUAUUCUUGAGCUUCAGGGGCGAGGACACUCGCAAGACUUUCACUGAUCACCUCUACAUGGCUUUGGGCCAAGCCGGAUUUCACACCUUCAAAGACGAUGAUGGCAUAAGAAAAGGAGAAGAUAUCAAGUCUGAGAUAGAGAAAGCAAUUCGAGAGUCGAGAAUUUCAAUAAUCGUCUUCUCGAAGAACUAUGCCUCGUCAACUUGGUGCCUCGAAGAGCUUGUGAUGAUCCUCAAACACAGGACUCUUGGACACAUAGUUCUACCUAUCUUCUAUGAUGUGGAUCCAUCUGAAGUGAGGAAGCAAAUUGGCAGUUUUGAAGAAGCAUUUACAAGGUAUAAAGAGAAGCUCAAAUCAGAAACAUGUGAAUUGGCGAAAGAGAAAUUGAAGGAUAAGCUAGGAACAUGGAAGGCAGCGCUUAGAGAAGUUGCAGAUUUGGCCGGGAUGAAUUUACAAAAUCAAGUUAAUGGACACGAGGCAAGGUUUAUCAAGAAAAUUAUAAAAGUGGUUGGAGACAAGCUAAGGCGCACGACCUUGAACAUUGCCCCCAACUUGGUUGGAAUACAUUCACGGGUCAAAAACAUUCAGCUUUGGUUAGAAAAUGGGCCAAGUAAUGUUGGCAUAGUUGCAAUUUGUGGAAUGGGUGGAAUAGGCAAGACAACCACUGCAAAACUUCUGUAUGAUUUGAACUUCUUGAGAUUCGAAGGUAGCAGUUUUCUUGAGAAUGUAAGAGAAACUUCACAACAACAAGAUGGUUUACUUCGUUUACAAAAAAAGUUUCUUCAAGACAUUUUGAAGACAACGAAAGUAAAACUAAACAGUAUUGCUGAAGGAACUGCUAUGAUAAUAAAGGCCAUAUGUUGCAAAAAAGUUUUUAUAGUUCUUGAUGAUGUGGAUAAACUUGAUCAAUUAGAUGCACUACUUGGAGUGCGAGGUUGGCUUUUUCCAGGAAGUAAAAUCAUCAUAACCACCAGGCGUGAACGGUUGUUAGGGGCUUAUGAAUUCUAUAAGGUGCAUAGGCUUGAAAAUCUGAGUGAUGAGGAAUCCUUGGAGCUCUUUAGUUGGCAUGCCUUUGGAAAAUGUUGUCCUAACAAUGGGUAUGUAGAGGUCUCAAAAAGAGUGAUAAGCUACUGUGGAGGGAUUCCAUUGGCAAUUAAAGUUCUAGGUUCUUCUCUAUCUGGGAAUUGCUUAAAUGUAUGGAAAAGUCAAUUGGACAAAUUGAAAGCGAUUCCCAACAGUCAAAUCGUAGAAAAACUCCGAAUAAGUUAUGACUCUUUACAAGAUGACCACGACAAACAUCUAUUCCUCAAUCUUGCUUGUUUUUUUGUUGGAAGCGAUAAGGAUUCUACAAUUUCAAUUUUAGACGGAUGUGGAUUUUACACAGUGGUUGGGAUUCAAAACCUCGUGGACAGAUGUUUGAUAUCGAUUGAUGAAAGUAACACACUGGUAAUGCAUCAUUUGCUUCAACAAAUGGGAAGAGAAAUUAUUCGUCAAGAGUCACCAAAGGAGCCAGGCAAUCGUAGCAUCCUCUGGAAUCAUGAGGACACAUUUAAUGUUUUGAGAGAACACACUGGCACAAGCGAAAUAGAAGGCCUCAAACUCGAUAUGUGUCUGUUGAAAGAGGAAGCAUAUGCUUGUACGGUUUUUGGUGACAAUAGAAAACGUCGCUAUGAAGAGUUCCUUGGGAAGCCCUUAUUGUCAAAUUUGGGUGGUUCGCUUAAAAGAUAUGGUUUCACUAUAUUCUCCUCUCACCUCGAACCCACAAAUCCAGAAAAUUCAAAUUUUCCAGUGGCUUUAGAAGCUGAUGCAUUUGCAAGGAUGAACAAACUAAAACUUCUGCAGCUCAAUCGUGUACAUAUUAGUGGGCCCUAUAAAAAGUUUCCCAAACGAUUAAGAUGGUUGUGCUGGCGUGAAUUCCCACUUAAAUCCAUACCUGGUGAUUUCCCUUUGGAGAGCCUGGUUGCUCUUGACAUGCAAUAUAGCCGCUUAAAAUAUGUAUGGGAAGGAACCAAGUUUCUACGGUUGUUAAAAAUCCUCGAUCUAAGUCAUUCAUAUAACCUUGCAAAAACUCCUGACUUUUCAGAACUCCCCAAUCUUGAGAGGCUGGUGCUUAAAAAUUGUACAAGUUUGGUUGAGGUUCAUAAAUCCAUUGGACGCCUUGAGAGACUUGUUUUGUUAAAUUUGGAAGACUGCAAAAAUUUGAGGAAUCUUCCGAGAAGCAUUUGUAUGCUAAAAAAUUUGGAAACGCUUGUCAUCUCCGGUUGCCCAAAUCUCUAUGGAUUGCUGACAAACAUGGGAAAUAUGGAGUCUCUAACUGUGCUCAAGGUAGAUGGAAUCGCUUUAAAUCAAUCUCUCCCUACCAAUGGGCAGGUGAACGCAGUGCAAUCUUUCAUCUGGCCUUGGCGGUUGAAGCCAAGAGAAAGUCCGGAGAUUUCAUGGCCUUCUUUACCAUGGUCCUUGGUACAAUUAAGUCUAGGGAAUUGUAAUCUUUCGGAGGAUGAUUUCCCUAUAGAACUUAGCAACCUAUGCUCACUGAAAGAACUAAAUUUAUCGAAUAAUCAAUUUCGUAGCCUCCCAAAUUUCAUCAGAGGUCUUACUAAGCUUGAGUCCUUAUCCAUAGAAUCUUGCCCAAGGCUCCGUAAACUUGAUGAGGUCCCGCCACUACAUGGUUAUUUGCUUUGUGGAGCUAAUAGAUUGCUAGAGGAAGUAACGUGUCAAGUCUCACACCGACCAACAACCACUUGUCAUUUGGAUGCAUGCAACCAUCCAGAGACUAUGACGUUAUUCAAAUUAGAAUCCAUAGAAAGUGUUGAAGCUGAGAUUGUUAACAAUUUGGGCUUGUCGAACUUGCAAUCCAUGGGAAAUCUAACUGUAAAGCUAACGUCAUGGUUUGGCAUGCUACAAAGGAGGUUUCCCCUCCAGGUAUGUUACGAGGAACAUAUAAUCUGUGCUUAUAUUCCUGGUAGCAAGGUUCCACCCUCGUUUAAUUUUAAGAAUCUAGGAUCCUCAAUUGAUUUUACUGUGCCUUCAUAUCUUAAUUUGAGGAUCGUAGGCUUGAAUGUUUGUUCAGUUUAUGAGCACUCCAGCGAUCCAAAACGUGAUGAACCACAUACUAUCAUAAGUAAUAGGACGAAGGGCUUGGUUUGGAGUCAUUGCCCACAUGUCUUUGGAACUGCAGAAGAUGGUGAAGAUACGAUGUGGUUAAGUUAUUGGAAGUUUGGAAAUCGAUUGGAAGUCGGCAAUGAAGUCAGUAUUUCAGUGUAUGGAGGUGAAUUUGUGCAUGUAAAGGAGGUUGGAGUUCGUCUUCUGUACAAAGAGGAACCAGAAGAGAUGAACUUCCAAUCAGCCUAUGGAUAUAAAAUACCCCUUCAACUCUGUCAAUAUGGAAAUAUCGUUCCAGGAAUUGUUUCUGCACAUCAACCGAGCACAAAAUUAUACCUACUCGGCCAUCAUGAAAAUUGCAAGUUCCCUUGCAAGUAUUGUCAGCAUGUGUACCCUCCACCUUGGAUCCCUGCCACUCCUUACGAUUAUGAUUAUACUGUGGAAUGUCUGGGCUUCGAAUCAGAUGAUGGGUUGGUCAUUUUAUGUUUCUCAAGACCUUGGGCAUUGAUUUAUUAAGCUUCAACAAUUUGUAUCAACGAUAUUUAGUAGUUAA